Messenger RNA from Chanos chanos (milkfish), 777 nucleotides. RefSeq names its product uracil nucleotide/cysteinyl leukotriene receptor-like. Lineage: Eukaryota; Metazoa; Chordata; Actinopteri; Gonorynchiformes; Chanidae. The transcript has a single exon. The record is from RefSeq and is a predicted model, not a curated record. The coding region runs from base 1 to 777 and encodes 258 amino acids. Gene Ontology annotation, molecular function: G protein-coupled receptor activity. Gene Ontology annotation, cellular component: plasma membrane. Gene Ontology annotation, biological process: positive regulation of Rho protein signal transduction; phospholipase C-activating G protein-coupled receptor signaling pathway.
AUGGGCAUCAAUUUCAUACUUGGUCUGCCAACCAACGCCUACGCCUUAUGGCUCAGCAUAACAGAAGCACGAAGGGGUGCCGUCUCUGACAUAUUUGUUCUCAACCAGUCACUGUGUGAGGUCCUGUGUUGCCUGGGAGUGGUACUGUGUUCGAUUUACAUGAAGAGUUUUUGGAGUUGUUCUACUGGUCCUGUGGUGGCUUUUUUGGGGAUAUUUUGCACUGCUCGCCCGAUCUUUUUGGCCUGUAUCUGCGUGGAGCGUUACCUGGCCGUGGUCCAUCCCGUUACGUUCCUGAGGUUCAAACCGCUGAGGUACAGGGUUCUCUGUUCGGCCGUGACCUGGUUGACCAUCCUCGGCGAUUCAUUUGUCACGUUUUUCAAUCUGAACAGCGUGCCGUUGCUUUACGUCAUUCUUGGACAAAGCCUGGCCUUCUUCUUCGUGAAAUGUUUUUGCUGUCUCGAAACCAUGAGGGCACUGAAGCAGCCUGGGCCGAGAGAAGGAGACAGAACAGAGAUGAACAAAGCAAAAGUUAAGGCCUUCAGAGUGAUUCUGAUCGUUCUUCUGUGUUCUAUUGUUAAUUAUAUCCCUAUGGUGGUGUCACUAUCCCUUUUCGGUUUUUUAAGUUUUGAAGAGUUCUUGUUCAGUUGCACCCUGUCUCUGUCCGUGAUGGUGAUGACUGGCUUUGUUCAGCCCCUCCUCUAUCUCUAUAGGAUGGCGAAACUGCCACACAUCAAGGGCUGCUGGUCUUGUUUGCGUUUCCUGAAAGACCAUAAAUAG